Messenger RNA from Babjeviella inositovora NRRL Y-12698, 1400 nucleotides. RefSeq lists its product as uncharacterized. Lineage: Eukaryota; Fungi; Ascomycota; Pichiomycetes; Serinales. Bases 169 to 1185 code for a protein of 338 amino acids. The record is from RefSeq and is a predicted model, not a curated record. The transcript has a single exon.
GCUGAAAGGCUGAAGCCACAAUAGCCAGAUAGCACAAAAGAGCGCUGCCCUAAGGUGGAUCGCUUCUGUGGCAUUAUUUCGACAUCUAAUGCUGGGGUGAUAUUCAACCACCUUUGUCUUUGCCUGGAUCUUAUUCCAUUCCAGUUUCAGCACGCUACACUCACUUACAUGUUGCUAUUGCUAUUUUUACUCCCUUGUUUAGGCUUGGGUGCUACUGCUGAGACGGUGCUGCUUUCUGUGCCAAUAGCCUCAAAUGCACGGCCGUUAGAUCACAUGGUAGGCUCUGAGUCAAUCUUGUCCGAUAUUUCCAACCUCUUCCGAGGGGAAUACCAGCUGGGAGCUAGAACUAUAAAUAGUUACGGCCCUGAAGACUCUGAAUCGGAAGACAUGGCCGGAUCUGACUCGGAAUCUGAGGCAGAUGAUGAUUCGGAUUCCGACAAUGACGAAUGGAAUGCUUAUGCAGCAACUGUGAAUGAGACAGUGGCGAUGAACGAAGAACCUAAAGUGGAGUCGGCCAAGCUCAGGAUCGAGAUCCACCGCCCGGUCCAGUUUGGCUGGUCCAGUGACGAUGAUGAGGAAAAAACUUUGAUGCGUGUGUUACUGACGGAGAAGCCAUUGGGUGUUUCUAGCACCAGUUUGCACUAUCUGAUGGAGCUAGACUUAGGAGGUUCCAAAAGCUGUGGGGAUUCUUGCGGAGAUGACAGUUGUGGAGAUGACAGUUGUGGAGAUGACAGUUGUGGAGAUGACAGUUGUGGAGAUGACAGUUGUGGAGAUGACAGUUGUGGAGGAUGCAACGAGUCUAGCAAGAAGAGAUUUUUUUGGGUUUUUUCCGAAGAGGUAGCUGAGACUGUCUCCCCUGGACCAUUGAAAUCCGAAGCUUUGGAGAAACAGGAGCUAGCGAUCGAUCUUAUGGAUUGUGGCCAUGUUUCCGACUCUGACGGUUGUGGCCACAGCAAGGACGAGUGCGGUGGCUGCCCAUCACACGGAUGGUGGCCAUUCAGAGCUAACUCAAGCACGAUGUUGAGGGCAGUCAGAUCGAACUUUACGAACGUUACAAACGUGACGGUAUUGGUGUCUGAGUCCCCGGAUGAUGAUUAUGACAGCUCGGGGGACCUUUCGUUUGUCUUCUCUCUGCAUAACGCGUUUCUCAGCAUGUUUUUCAUCGGUAUUUUGCUCAAUCUCUGAGCCAAGUUUGUAUCUCGGAGAAGUAGAUAAAUUGAGUUUUCUAGGCCUAUUUCCUUAUUUAUUUAGGAAAAGACGGUAUAUUAAUAUUUCUGUAUACCGUGGAUGCUAUCUCCCGGGUUCAACUCUAUACUAAUACUUUAAGCAACUGGGGCUCAUAUCGACAAAAACGUGAGCACCACGGAACCUUGCUAGCGAAGACUAAAAUAAGUAUUUCC